This is a messenger RNA of Merops nubicus (carmine bee-eater), 1261 nucleotides long. Its product is annotated as armadillo repeat protein deleted in velo-cardio-facial syndrome homolog. Lineage: Eukaryota; Metazoa; Chordata; Aves; Coraciiformes; Meropidae. The transcript is spliced from 3 exons. The record is from RefSeq and is a predicted model, not a curated record. Gene Ontology annotation, biological process: cell-cell adhesion; cell-cell junction assembly. The annotation marks the transcript as partial. Gene Ontology annotation, molecular function: cadherin binding. Gene Ontology annotation, cellular component: plasma membrane; adherens junction; nucleus.
AGCCCCAGUAAUCAGACAUCAAUAGCAAUGAUGCAAGAGCCUCAAGAAAUGGUGGAAGAGACAGUUACUGUGGAGGAAGAUCCAGGCACUCCCACUUCCCAUGUGUCUGUCGUGACUUCUGAAGAUGGAACCACGAGGAGAACUGAAACCAAGGUUACCAAAAUGGUCAAAACAGUCACUACCAGAACAGUGCGCCAGGUGCCCCUGGGGCCUGAUGGCCUGCCAUCCAUGGAUGGCUCGUCUCCCAUGGGCAGCUACACGGAUUCAAUAGACAGGAGGUACAUGAAGAACGGCGAGCGGUACAUCACGCCACAGGCUUCAUCCACGCUAACCAGGUCUUACAACAGCUACGGCGAUGCUUACCCUGAGAGCCACGAGGGCCAGUAUCGCCCGUACAUUGGCCACGAUGGGUAUGGGGAUCUGUCUGAGAACUACGGCAGCUUGUCCCGUGGCGUCAGCUACCGUCCUCGCUACGCCUACGUGCCAGGAAACAGUUACAGGCCCGAUGAUGGUAGCUUCACUUUGCCAAGCAGAAGGGAUAACUACGGUCCUGUUGCCCAGCCUCAGGUGCCAGUGGGGAGCAGUGUUGACUUGAACCGCUCCCAGCCAGAACGCUUCCAGCCAGAGCCCUAUGGACUGGAAGAUGAUAACCGCAGCCUUGGAGUAGAUGAUGAAGGGUAUGAACUGGAUCCGGAUUAUUCCACUGUGAACCGGAGGACAACUGCAGGUGUGCCAGAGAGAGGAAGACCUCACAAAGGAAGGGGCUACGAUGACCCCAUCGAGACAGAGAUGGCUGAGGAGAGGAUACCUUACCUUCACGGUGGCUACGCAGCGCCGCUGGCACAGCCAGAGAGAGGAAGCAUGGCCAGCAUCGACCGUCUGGGGAAGCGCUCCCCCUCCAUCGACAGCAUUCGUAAAGACCCCCGGUGGAGGGACCCCGACCUCCCGGAAGUCAUCGCCAUGCUCAGCCACCCUAUCGAUCCAGUCAAGUCCAACGCCGCAGCCUACUUGCAGCACUUGUGCUACGAGAAUGAUAAAAUCAAGAAGGACGUGAGGCACCUCAAAGGGAUACCUAUCUUGGUGGGCCUGCUUGAUCAUCCGAAGCCAGAGGUCCACCGGAAAGCCUGCGGGGCUCUCAGAAACAUCUCUUAUGGGAAGGAUAAUGAAAACAAGGUGGCUAUAAAGAACUGUGACGGGAUCCCUGCAUUGAUCAGAUUAUUGCGAAAAACAAACGACAUGGAAGUCAGAGAGCUAAUUACAG